AAGCAGUAGCCCGAGUCCCGACGACAGUUUUUUCCGGACAAAGUAACAGAAGAUUUGAGAAACUCCGCGAAACGGACUACUCUCCUAGUAUAAACAGCACACCACUGUGUGUUUCUUUGUGUGUGAGAGAGAGAGAAGAAGAAGAAGAUUUAAUAAAAUGGGGGAUUACCAUUUCAUGUACAAGGAUGUAGAAGGAGCUUCAACACAAUGGGAUGACAUUCAAAGGAAGCUUGGAAAUCUCCCUCCAAAACCCCCGGCUUUUAAGCGCCCACCUUUUACUCCUGAAACUUGCAAGCCUAAAGACAAAAAUUGGAUCGGCGACAAAACCCAAGAUGAACUUGAUGAACUUGAAGAUGAUCCCCAACUCAACGACGAUCGCUUCCUCCAAGAAUAUAGGAAGAAGAGGUUGGCUGAGAUAAGAGAAGCUGCUAAGAUUGCACGAUUUGGAGCAGUGUUACCAAUUUCUGGAUCAGAUUUUGUGCGGGAGGUUUCACAAGCUCCAGAAGAUAUUUGGGUGGUUGUGCUUCUUUAUAAGGAUGGAUAUUCAGGAUGUCAGAUACUGUUGCAAUGCUUAGAAGAACUGGCAACGAGAUAUCCUGCAACAAAAUUUGUCAAAAUUAUCUCUACAGAUUGCAUCCCAAACUACCCAGAUCGUAAUCUUCCUACUGUUUUGGUGUACAAGAAUGGCGCACUGAAGUCAAACUAUGUUGGACUUCACAAUUUUGGUCGGAGAUGCACACCUGAAGGUGUUGCACUAACACUCUGCCAAUCGGAUCCUGUACUAAAUGAUGGACGUAGAAAGAAUGAACAAUCCAGAGAAGCUGUUUUGGAUGGAGUACGAAAGAGUUUCCUCGAGAAGGUUGUGGCAGAGCAUGAAGAUGAUGAUGGAUCUUCUAGUGAUUAAUUGUGUAGUUUUCUUAAUGUCUUUGUGGCUUCGUAGAUCAUUUGUGUUUUAUAGCAGUGACUCAUCUAGUGGCUACUUUUUGUUUUCAGUUUUUACUUGCCGAAAUGGAUUAAUCCAUUAGUCUGAUUUGCUUGAUAUCAGUGAAUUUCGGCAAGGAUUUAACUUA
Molecule: messenger RNA, 1070 nt
Organism: Nicotiana tabacum (common tobacco)
Lineage: Eukaryota; Viridiplantae; Streptophyta; Magnoliopsida; Solanales; Solanaceae
Biological process (GO): protein folding
Cellular component (GO): cytoplasm
Source: RefSeq, a predicted model, not a curated record